UUGCCUCUCACAAAGUGGCACUUUGCGAUUUCCGAAAUCGAGAGGUUUUACGACCAAGCGGCACUGAAAGCCGCAUCUCGACCUGACCCAGAAGCGCGCUCCCGAGGUUUACGUGGCUACUCCCCCUUUACACUGUACGUGCGCGCACCCCUCUAUCGCGUGGUGGGGAUCAUCCAUAUUGCUGCUGCUGGUGGAGAUAAGGUUGUAAUCCUGAGAGGCCGUCGAACACGUUUCUUCAUUUUUUUUUACAUAUGUUUUAGCCCCGCGCGGACUACUCUGCGUCUUGGACUGAAGCUAUUUGGUCUAGGAGCGACAGAGGAGCGGCACACUCCGCGGAACAACUUCACAUUUCCUUGAAAUUGAAGGCGAAUCCGGGCCGGGGGGGAGGACUGGUAAUCCUGAGGGGGGAAGAAAGACGGUGGUGGGAAAUGGCCACUCAGGUGGAGGCUCUCCUGCCUGGCAAUCCGCUUGCCAAAGCCGAGGAGCACGGGAAAGUGAUCCGAGGUGAGCCGGAGGAAGAGGAGGGCGGUCGGGACGACGUGGCCAAGCGGCAGACGGCUGUCGACGACCAGGGGAGCAGCGACAGCAGCAGCGGCGGCGGCGGCGGCGGCAGCCCCGGGCAGGGAGGGACCCCUGGUACGGAGGAGCAGACCUCCAAACAGGCGACGGAGGAGGAGGAGAGCAAAGGGGACUGUGACAACGAGGACAAGCAAACCGAGGAGGGGGUUAAAGGCAGCAGGAAGGAGUUAACCGAGGCUCCCCCGCCCAAGGUGAACCCGUGGACUAGGAAAAUGAAUGCGGUGACCGUGGUCAGCGUGAACGGACAAGCACACCACGAGUCGACCGGCCCCGCCAAGGUGGUGAGAGCAGGGAACCCACCCAAAGCCAGACGUGGAGGAAAGGUUGGCGAUUUUGGUGACGCAAACAGCUGGCCAACUCCGGGGGAGAUUGCAACUAAAGACAUGCAGAUCGAGGCAGUGACACGGACCGUGUCCUGCCCGCCGACUGUCAGGCAGGUCAAAGACUCAUGGAGAUUCACUGUCCCCAAGAGGACGACGGCCAAGAAGGAGUUGAAGGAGAAGAGGGAGAGCAACGAGGAGAGCAAGGAGAACCUGAAGGCCAAGUCAGACGACUCUGGAGAGGAGAAGAACGGCGACGACGACUCCCAGAAGAACGGACCGAAGAAAAAAGGAAACAAGCAGAAGUGGGUUCCCCUGAUGAUUGAGGUGAAGUCCGAGGGUCCCCGGGAGCGCUCAGCCUCCAGGAACAACAGCAGGCAGAACGAGAACCCCCGCUUGCCCCCUAACGCCAGGAACGACCUCAGAGACUGGCACAGUCAAAAGUAUGAGCGGGAGUGGCGUGAUGAUCAUGACGAGGUGUCCAGUGUGAAGAGCGAAGGGGCGCCAUUCCGAGGAGGGUUCAGAGGUCGCGGACGUGGAAGAGGAAGAGGCCGGGGACGAGGCAGAGGCGGGAGAGGCCACUAUGACUACCACUACAGCUACAAGUCCUACGAUAUGAAAGAAGGAGCCUUCGGCCAGAAGUUUGGCAACUCGGUGACCUACUACUACGACAACAUGAGCAGCAACGACCUGUACUCGGUCGAUCAGGGCCUGCUGAAGGACUACAUCAAGAGGCAGAUUGAGUACUACUUCAGCCUGGACAACCUGGAGCGGGACUUCUUCCUGCGGAGGAAGAUGGAUCAGGAGGGCUUCCUGCCCAUCGGACUCAUCGGCAGUUUCCACAGGGUGCAGGCCCUCACCACCGACGUCAACGUCAUUAUCGAAUCUUUGAAGGACAGUAAGGAAGUGGAGGUGAUCGACAUGAAGAUCCGUCGGAAGGUGGACCCCGAGAAGUGGCCUCUUCCGGGCCUGAACAUGCCCAACCACACCGACUUCUCCCAGCUCAUAAACUGCCCCGAGUUUGUCCCGAGACAAAUGCCAGAGGAGCCCAGAGGUGAGCGCUCUGAGCUGCUGUUCAUGACACUGAACCGUUCUCCCAGAGCCUCUGGAUCAGUACAGCGACAGACCAAGGCUGAACCAGACAUCUCCAACCUGAAGACGAUGCCCAAGGGCCUCUCGGCCAGCCUGCCUGACCUGGACUCCGAGUCCUGGAUUGAGGUCAAGAAGAGGCCAAGACCCUCCCCGGCCAGACCCAAGGCCCCCUCGUUGCAGCAGCAGCAGCAGCAGCAGCAGAAGGAAAAGGACGACCAAAUUCGCUCCCCCGUGCCUCAGCCUGGCCCCUCCCCCGCCCCCGCUACCUCAGGAAAUAAGGACGGAGGCGAACCGGACGAACCAGAGGAGCUGGACUUCAUGUUCGACGAAGAGAUGGAGCAGAUCGAUGGACGGCGAAACACCUUCACCGACUGGUCGGACGAGGAUACAGACGGGGAGAUCGACGACCAUGACGUCAACAAGAUCCUGAUUGUGACGCAGACGCCGCCCUACCUGAGGAAGCACCCGGGGGGCGACCGCACGGGACACCACACGUCGCGCUCCAAGCUCACGUGCGAGCUGGUCAAGGUGAUCAACGAUGGCCUCUUCUACUACGAGCAGGACCUGUGGGACGACACGUACGAGCCCGAGUACGCCACCAUCAAGCAAGAGGUGGAGAACUUCAAGAAGGUCCACCUGAUCAGUCGCGAACAGUUCGACUGCCUGACCCCAGAACCCCCUGUCGACCCCAACCAGGAAGUCCCGCCAGGCCCACCGCCCCCAAAGCAGAUUCCCACAGACGCUUUGGCAAACAAACUCUUCGGCGCCCCCGAGCCCUCGUCAAUAGCUCGCUCUCUCCCGACAACUGUGCCUGACUCACCCAACUACCGCAGUGCCCGGACGCCCCGCACGCCUCGCACCCCUCACCGCAAGGAUCAGACCAUGACCCCGCGCUUCUACCCGGUGGUGAAGGAAAGUCGGCCCGUCGACGCCAAGACGCCAAGGAAGAGGAAGACCCGACACAGCUCCAACCCGCCCAUGGAGUGCCACGUUGGCUGGGUGAUGGACUCCAGAGAGCAUCGAUCUCGUACUGCCUCCGUCAGCUCUAACGCCAGCCCAUCAGAGGGCACUCCUGCCCUGGGAAACAUCGGCUGCACGCCUCAGUCCCUCCCCAAGUUCCAGCACCCGUCACACGAGCUGCUCAAGGAGAACGGCUUCACGCAACAUGUUUACCACAAGUACCGCCGGCGCUGCCUAAACGAGCGAAAGCGGCUGGGAAUAGGCCAAUCACAGGAGAUGAACACACUCUUCCGUUUCUGGUCUUUUUUCCUGCGAGAUCACUUCAAUAGGAAGAUGUACGAGGAGUUCAGGCAGCUGGUGGUGGAGGACGGGAAAGAGGGAUACAGGUACGGUUUGGAGUGCCUCUUCAGGUACUAUAGUUACGGUCUAGAGAAGAAAUUCAGGCCUGAUAUCUUCAAGGACUUCCAAGAGGAGACCAUCAAAGACUACGAGGCUGGUCAACUUUAUGGACUGGAGAAGUUCUGGGCCUUCCUUAAAUACUCCAAAGCCAAGACCAUGGAGAUCGAUCCCAAGCUGCAGGAGCACCUGAGCAAGUUUAAACGUCUGGAGGACUUCAGGAUUGAUCCACCGAUGGAGGAGGGGAGGCGCAGGAGACACUCGUCCAGCGGGGACGGUCGCCGCAGGCACCCCUCUCAGCCCACCAGCCGGCCCCACAGCCAGGCCAGCUCAGGCCCCGGCCCCAGCCCCGCCCCCACGGCCCCCGGCCCCGCAGCCAAGGAUGAUGCCAAACCCACCAGCCAGAAAGCUGCUGCCGCUCCUGCCGCUGACCCCGCACCAGAUGCCAAGACACUGAAGUAACUCCACAAACAGACGGGCCCGCAUGGAUCAACUGAACCACGUCUGGAAGUCGCGGGUUCCUUUCAGUGCAACAGGAGGGGGGAGGGGGCAUCCAGCCAUCCAUUUAAGCUUGAGAAUUUUUUUUUUAAUUGAGAAAGGAAGAAAAUAAUGAAAAUGUUCAGAUUAUUCAGUAGUUUGAAGUUUUUGCAGAAAAAUUACCUUUUCUUUAUUUAGGCAAAGACUGGAUGAGGUAUCAAACAUUUUUUUUUAUAUAUAUCAUUGCUGGUCCACACGGUGGAUGGUUUCAGCAGUGAUUCACUAUCAACAUUUUUUUCAUGUUGACCCCCCCUCUCCAUCACUGGAAACCCCUCUUUGAUUGACACUGUCCCGCUGGCUGAAAGAUAUUUGAUUCUUUGCCCAAAUCUCUACAGAUCAGUGAUUAUUAUUUCUUCGGCAUGUGGUGGAAUUGGAGACUUGGAAAUGGUUUGAACUAGACUGAGCAUCUGAAAAAGCCAACUGGCUCAAGGCCGUGCUGCUCCUCACAUCCAACCGGACCAAAGUGGUUUGAACCGAGCGACUGACGUUUUCACCCGCAGAGCCCUGAGUGUGCGCUCGGCUGAGGGGCUAAAAAAUUUAAAAUAUUUGAUUUACUUUAUGGCUGGAUAUUGAGGGGAGAAACAUUUAAAGAGCCAAAUGAUGAAAAGAGAGAGGAGGAAAAAAAAAGACUUGUACCACCCCCUCAGUAUGGACACGAUCAUUGAAAGUUGCCUUAUUUUAAUGGUUUUACUGCUUCGAACUUGUGCCCGCCACCUUAUUGUUGAUUGUACAGCAUUGAAAUCACCCAUUUAUCUGGUCACCAUUUCCGGCAGAUGCCACUAAGUGGCGCUGCGCCUACCAAACUGUUUUCCAUCGACCCCCUCCCCCCCUCAGUUCCCUCCGUCACCUUUUCUCAGCUGUCUUCCAAGUUUCAUUUGGUCUGUUACAAGUCCAGUAAUUCUUCCGUGUGUCUGCAAGUCGUGGCUUUUUGUGCUGAAAUAUGCCGCCCCCCCCCCUCCCCACACACCCACACCCCCAACCGCCACUACGGAUCUCUCUUUGGGUGCUUCCUAACCUCGGGCCUCCUAGUCAGACGAGCUGCAUCCAUCCGUUAAUCCAUCCGCUUGACAUCCAUCCAUCGGUCGACCAUCAGUGACACUACAAGACAGGAAUCAUCAAUCUGGAUUACUUGAACAAACGAUGGUUGUGAGGAGGACCUUCGUGAUCUGUGCAAAAUGCUCUGGAUGGAGACGCCAACGAGGCUCAAACACUUGGCCUCUGACUUCACUGUCGUUCGCUCGGCCCGACCCGCUGCUUAUUAUGGGGGCUGACUGCGCUCGCCGCCUCUUGUUUCUCUGUCACACACACACCACACGUCAGGUACAGAUGUAGCAGCCUGAGCAAGAAGAAAACAAUUGCAGCUUUUUGUCUUGCCUCGUCGUGGACAAACAUUCAAGGCUGUAUUGUUCGUUCGCCCCCUGUUCAGUUCAGUCGUCACUCUUCUUCCAGUCAGCUGUGUGGGUAGUUAGAUCUAUAUCCAACUUGAGUACUGAUGAUAUCAAAUACUGAUUUUUUUUUUCUUUCCUCCAUUAAUGUAAAUGUGAAUUUGACAGAUGAAGAGAAAUGAUUACAGCUCCUUGCUAUUUGUUUUAUUGUUCAUAGAACAGAUUAUAUAUUUGCCUUACAAGUGUAUGUACUCUAACUUUUUUUUUUUUAAUGGUCUCAUAAUUAUCUUUUAAUGCUUUUUAAUUUCAAUUUGCAGUGUUUCUAGCGUUGUUAUGAUGAACGUGGGGUUUUUGUGUCAGGCUGUUAAAAAAAACAAACCUCUGUGGAUUUCAGGACCGGGAACAUAGUUCACAUCACAAAAGGGAAAGUUGACAUCAGGUUGUCAACAGGUAUUUCACAGAUUCUCAUGAUGAAUUCAGCUAAUUUGCUCUUUUUUGCCAAGAUGACUGAGCGGCAGUUCAACCAACUGUUAACCUGACUCAGAAUAUUGGUUAAAUCUUCAGCCUCCAAGUUUCCUUCAGUCCGUAUGUCUGUCAAGACUCAAAUGGAUAAAUUAAUUUGUUUUGGGGGUUUGAACUGAACAAUAAGUUCAUAAAGAAUCUUAAUACCCAUGGUUAUCCCGAUGCUUCAUCAAGAGACCUAUUUUCCAGUGACAUGUCACGUUUGUUGCUGCAGAGUACACACACACUAUUGCAAAAAACGUCAAAUGCUUUUGAGGAAUUAAAUAGGAAAAGGCCUGACUUGUUUAGAUGAAUUUGUGUUGGACACGUGCCUGUUUUGCUCAUUUGUUUUUUUUAAGUCAAGGUCCUUUGGUGUAACUAGUCGUUCUGCCUGUUCUCGCAGGAAGGAGGCAGAUAUCCAAUUGUCUCGUCAGUGUGUCUUCAUUUUUUUCCUCUAAACCCAGAAUUUGAUGGAAACAUGAAAAUGCAAAGCUGUAUUUCCUUUUUCUUUUUUUUCUUUUUUUUUCUUUCAAUGUCUUGUUGGUUUAACUUCAGGGAGCUUUGGAUCAGUUUCAGAAACUUACAGUUGAUGCAUCAUGUUGUUUACUGGAGGUUUAAAGACAGGAAAAAAAAAGGCUACAAGCUAUUUAGAAAAGCUAAACUCCGUGAAUUUCCCCAAAACCAACGAACGCCUUUGAACGGGUCAGCUGGUGUGUGGCUGCAGUCACACGACCCCUCCCUCUAAUGUGGCCGUCAGCUGCCAUCAGACGUGUGGGGGUUUCAGAUGUUUUGGGAGUCAGCUUUCUGGAACUGCUGUAUGAUGCCCAGACUGAGCGGCAGGGGGCGCUGCAGCCGCCGCUCGUCAGUUCUGUCGUGGAUUUGAGAACAUGGCUGGACACUGGAGGGACGAGUGAUGGACGUGGGGAAGAGAGGGAGCAGCAGGAAAACAAGAAUAAGAGAAAGUACAUUGACUGAGGUUUGUGACGUUGCUGAGGAAUAUGGCUGGUUACGAUGUCUGGAGACUGAAAAAAAAAAUUCCAUAAAGCCAUAAGAAUAAGAAAUAGCUGUAUAUGAACCAUUCGAAUAGUUCAUUACACCACAAUAUCCUAGGCUUGUGAUGAGGAAAAAAGAUGAAAAUGAGGAAAAGAACAAAAAAAUAUAUAAAAUGGAAAAAAUGUAAAAUACUUGAAUGAGAUCUUGUAUAAUAUCAUUUAAUAUUCAUAAUAUCUGCUUUGUAGGCUGAUGUGAUUCGCUAUUAGUGUUAUUUGUAAUUUGUAGUAAUUAUGCUUUCCUUUAAUAAAGAAAAAAAACACAAAACGGACAAAAAAACCUCAAA
This is a messenger RNA of Scophthalmus maximus (turbot), 7106 nucleotides long. It is a transcript of the gene larp1, whose product is annotated as La ribonucleoprotein 1, translational regulator. The record is from RefSeq and is a predicted model, not a curated record. The coding region runs from base 429 to 3809 and encodes 1126 amino acids. Gene Ontology annotation, biological process: mRNA stabilization; positive regulation of translation. Gene Ontology annotation, molecular function: RNA cap binding. Gene Ontology annotation, cellular component: cytoplasmic stress granule; cytosol. NCBI's taxonomy places the organism in Eukaryota, Metazoa, Chordata, Actinopteri, Pleuronectiformes, Scophthalmidae. The transcript has 21 exons.